CGUAAAAGGAUAGAGUUGUCUACAUCUAGUAAAUUAAACUAAAGAUAGAUAGGUUAUUGAAAACGGCUGUUAGUUAACAUUAACUGGAAUUUUGGUGCAACCGGGCCUAAAUCAAAUCAAAAUCUUUCAAUUUUAAUCGCACAAUAUUUGCAGUACAUUGCACUUAUAUUGGGUUAAUAUAAAUGUUUGUGACACUUGAUUUUAAGCGUUAAUUUGUACAUCAUUAGUACAAGAACGGUCGUCAAAAGAAAUUAAAUAAAAUUAUUUAUUUUUAUUAGCGAUUGGAGUGAUCUUGCUGAAAGCUGAUCGAAAUCUCCGUUACAUACCGAGAUCUCUUAAAGGAAGCCUGCAGUUAUAACAAUUUAAAAUGGCCCCAAAUCAUUCCGACGGAGACUUGUUGGUGCAACCAUUCGAAGACCUGGAAAAGCUGGUGCCUGGUCGUAUUACACCCAGGAAGUACGUCAUCGACUACCCACACGUGGCGCUGUUUGGUUAUGGAAAUGCAGCAGCCUGUUAUGGCCUAUAUCUGGCUAUUACUAAGGCCACCUGGAAUACCAUUAUUUUCAAUUGGUUAAUAUUUGUGCUGGCGUCUGUCGGAGUGACAGCCGGCGCUCAUCGCCUGUGGAGUCACCGGGCCUUCAAAGCGAAACUUCCGCUUCAGAUACUUCUGAUGGUGAUGCAGACUCUGUCAUUCCAGAGAACUGUGGCUCAUUGGGUACGAGACCAUCGGUUGCAUCACAGAUACAGUGACACCGACGCAGAUCCACACAAUGCUUCCCGCGGCUUUUUCUUCUCUCACAUCGGGUGGCUGCUGGUCAAGGAACACGAAGAAGUGGAGAAGAGGAUCAAACAUGUUGACAUGAGCGACAUACUCACCAAUCCUGUGCUGAAGUUUCAAUAUGACUUCGCAGAACCGUUCAUCAUCAUCGUGAGCUUGCUAUCUCCAACAAUAAUACCGGUCUACUUCUGGGGAGAGAGCCUGAACGUUGCUUGGCAUCUGGCAGUCCUCCGCUGCACCAUAAACCAACACAUGACCUUCCUGAUCAACAGCGCCGCUCACAUUUGGGGCAACAAACCCUACGAUCAUAGAAUUAAGCCAGCCCAGAAUCUGUCGGUGUCAGUGGCCAGUUUCGGAGAGGGCUUCCACAACUACCAUCAUACUUUCCCCUGGGACUAUCGAGCUGCAGAACUUGGGAACAAUUGGCUGAAUUUGACAACGCUGUUCAUAGAUUUCUUCAAGUGGAUCGGAUGGGCUUAUGAGCUGAAAAUCGUGGAUGAAGAUACUGUGAGGAAUCGCGCGAAAAGGACUGGUGAUGGAAGUGACCUUUGGGGGUUGAAUCGAACUAUGCAGAAAUAGUUAUGCAAAAAACAAUAGAAUAAAUACAUUAUAUUGUU
This is a messenger RNA of Leptidea sinapis, 1395 nucleotides long. RefSeq names its product acyl-CoA Delta(11) desaturase-like. Gene Ontology annotation, molecular function: iron ion binding; stearoyl-CoA 9-desaturase activity. Gene Ontology annotation, cellular component: endoplasmic reticulum membrane. The record is from RefSeq and is a predicted model, not a curated record. Gene Ontology annotation, biological process: unsaturated fatty acid biosynthetic process. The transcript has 5 exons. The coding region runs from base 368 to 1357 and encodes 329 amino acids. Lineage: Eukaryota; Metazoa; Arthropoda; Insecta; Lepidoptera; Pieridae.